This is a messenger RNA of Pantherophis guttatus, 14143 nucleotides long. NCBI's taxonomy places the organism in Eukaryota, Metazoa, Chordata, Lepidosauria, Squamata, Colubridae. The record is from RefSeq and is a predicted model, not a curated record.
AAGGAGGAGGAGGAGGAGGAGGAGGAGGAGAACCGACGCCGCCGUCUCUGUCGUCGUUGCAGCCGUUCGGCAGUAGCCGGAGGAUUUUUUUUUUCCCCCUUUUUCUUCUUCUUUUUUUUUCUUUUUCUGUUUUUUUUUUCUUCUUCUUCUUCUUUUUCUUCCGCCUCGCCUUCGUUCAAGUUUGGAGAAACCUCCUCGUUUCUGCUUGGUGUUCAGCUGGACAACACCCUAGCUGUUCUGGAGAUGGACUUGCUUUCUGGGACUUACCUCUUGGCAGUCUUACUGGUCUGCGUCGUGUUUCAGUCAGGCGCUCAAGAGAAGAAUUACACCGUGAGGGAGGAGUUACCGGAAAAUGUCCUUAUUGGCAACUUGCUGAAGGAUCUCAACCUGACCCUUGACCCCGAUGUGCCCCUUUCAUCCCCGCUUCAAUUCAAGCUCGUGUACAAGACUGGCGAUGUCCCCCUCGUCCGCGUGGAGGAGAAUACCGGAGAAAUAUUCACCACGGCCAACCGCAUCGAUCGGGAAAAGCUUUGCUCUGGCAUUUUUAGUGAGAACCGUUGUUUUUAUGAGGUGGAAGUCGCGGUUCUUCCUGAUGAGGUCUUCAGGCUGGUCAAGAUUCGAUUCCUGAUUGAGGAUAUAAAUGACAACGCUCCUCUUUUCCCAUCCACGGUCAUCAAUAUCUCCAUCCCCGAGAACACUGCGAUCAAUUCCCGCUAUUCUGUCCCAUCGGCUGUUGAUCCCGAUAUUGGAGUGAAUGGCAUUCAACAUUAUGAACUCCUUAAGCCCAAAACACCUCCGAAACGGACUUUUGGAUCCAUUACAAAUGAACAGGGUCAAAAUGUAUUUGGACUUGAUAUAAUUGAAACACCCGAAGGAGACAAGUGGCCCCAGUUGAUAGUGCAACAAAUCCUUGAUAGGGAGCAGAAGGACACCUAUGUGAUGAAGAUUAAAGUAGAGGAUGGAGGAAACCCUCCGAGAUCCAGCACAGCCAUUCUCCAAGUCACCGUCACUGAUGUGAAUGACAACCGUCCGGUCUUCAAGGAGAAUGAUAUUGAAGUCAGCGUUCCUGAAAAUGCACCUGUGGGCACCUCCGUUUCUCAACUUCAUGCCACUGAUGCCGACUUGGGAUCCAAUGCCCAGAUUCACUUUUAUUUUAGCAGCCAGAUCUCCAGUUUGGCCAAAAGGCUGUUUGCCAUCGAUAAUAUUACUGGUCUUAUCACUGUCAAGGAGCCCUUGGACAGGGAGGAAUCCCCAGUACACAAAUUAACCAUUUUGGCGAGUGAUGGCAGUUCCACACCCUCCAGAGCUACCGUAACAGUGAAUGUCACAGACAUUAACGAUAACAUCCCCUCAAUAGACACGAGGUACAUUAUCAAUCCAGUCAAUGGGACUGUAUUACUGUCCGAGAAAGCACCACUCAAUACUAAGAUUGCCCUGAUAACUGUAAUGGAUAAGGACGCUGAUCUUAAUGGCAAAGUUACUUGCUUCACAGACCACGAUGUCCCCUUCAGGUUAAAGCCGGUGUUUGAUAAUCAGUUUCUCCUGGAAACAGCGACCUUCUUAGACUACGAGGCCACCAGAGAAUAUGCCAUCAAAAUAGUGGCUUCGGAUUCAGGAAAGCCACCCUUGAACCAAUCUGCAAUGCUACUGAUCAAAAUCAAAGAUGAAAAUGACAACGCCCCGGUGUUUACCCAACCCGUGAUCGGGCUCUCCAUUCCUGAGAAUAAUGCUCCUGGAACCCAGCUGACCAAGAUAAGUGCUACUGAUGCCGACAGCGGCCGCAAUGCUGAAAUCAGCUACAUGCUGGGAUUGGAUGCUCCCCCUAUUUUCAACCUGGAUCGCCGUACAGGCAUUCUGACAGCCGUGAGGAAGCUGGAUCGAGAAAAACAAGAUCGCUAUUCAUUCACAGUGCUGGCUAAAGAUAAUGGAAUGCCACCUUUGCAAACCAAUGCAACAGUGACUGUUUCUGUUUUGGACCAAAAUGACAACAGCCCUGCUUUCACGCACAACGAAUACAACUUCUACGUGCCGGAAAAUCUACCUAUGUAUGGCACUGUUGGAUUGAUCACUGUGACAGAUGCGGACUCUGGAGAAAAUGCAAUAGUGACCUUGUCUAUAUUAAAUGGCAAAGAUAAUUUUAUUAUCGAUCCUCUCACUGGAGUCAUAAGGCCAAAUAUUACUUUUGACAGGGAGCAGCAAGGAUCUUAUACUUUUCAGGUGAAAGCAGUGGACGGGGGCAGGCUACCACGCACCUCCACAGCUAAAGUGACUAUCAAUGUUGUCGAUGUGAACGACAACAGGCCUGUUUUUGUCAUUCCUUCCACCAACUACUCCUAUGACUUGGUUCCGAUGUCCGCCAGUCCGGGCUCCGUAGUGACGAAAGUGUUUGCUGUGGACAACGAUACUGGGAUGAACGCUGAGCUGCGUUAUAGCAUUAUUGGUGGGAAUUCGCGAGGGUUGUUUAUGAUUGAUCAGUUAACAGGCAACGUCACUCUGAAGGAGAAAGUCAUCUCAGCAGAUCAUGGGUUGCACAGACUGGUAAUCAAAGUCAAUGAUUUAGGGCAGCCUGAAUCUUUAUACACAAUAGCAUUAGUGCAUUUAUUUGUGAAUGAAACAGUCACCAACGGAUCCUACGUCCAAGAGUUGGUGCGCCGAAACAUGGAAACACCGGUUGGCCAAAACGUCGGGGAUGGAGACAUUACCCCACAAACCAAUGACUAUGUCAAAAUCAUCAUUGCCAUUAUCGCAGGCACCAUGACGGUGAUACUGGUCAUUUUUGUGACAGCUCUGGUACGUUGUCGCCAAACUCCUAGGCACAAAGUGGUCCAGAAAAGCAAACAGAGUGGCGAGUGGGUUUCUCCAAAUCAAGAAAACCGUCAGAUCAAGAAGAAGAAGAAAAAGAAGAAGCGGUCUCCCAAAAGUCUUCUUCUAAACUUUGUGACCAUUGAAGAAUCUAAGCCUGAUGAACCUGGCCACGAACACAUCAAUGGCACCUUGGACAUCCCUGUAGAGCUAGAAGAACAGACUAUGGGAAAAUAUAACUGGGCCACGACACCAACCACGUUUAAACCCGACAGUCCAGAUUUAGCAAAGCACUACAAGUCUGCCACUCCGCAGCCCACGUUUCAGAUUAAACCUGAGACUCCAGUACCACCGAAGAAACACCAUGUCAUACAGGAACUGCCUCUGGAUAACACAUUUGUGGUGGGUUGUGAUUCCCUCUCCAAGUGUUCUUCCAGUAGCUCGGACCCAUACAGUGUCUCCGAAUGCAGCUGUCAAGGAGGGUUUAAGGCUCCUGGCUCUGUCCACACCAGACAGCAUUCAAAAGACGUGGGAAGACCUCAGACUCCAUUAAAAGAGACAAGUCUAGAGUCAUGGACCCAACCACCGUCCCAGCGCCGAGUUACAUUUCAUCUCCCCGAUGGGUCUCAAGAAAGCUGCAGUGACAGUGGGCUGGGAGACCACGAGCCCAGCAGUAACACCAGUAUGACCCAUCCUUUGCCACUGGGUUUCCCUCAAGAGGAGUACUAUGAGCAGACCUCACCCAACAGUCGGACAGAGGGAGAUGGAAACUCAGAUCCGGAGUCCAUUACAUUGUUGGGCAGAAUACAAAGGCAGACUUUCCAUUUUGACUGGGCAUUUGAAGAACCUAAAAAUUGCAGCAAAAUUGACAAAGCUAUUGAGGUGAACCUCCAAAAAGCUCUCACUGAAGCUUCUGAAACCUGCACGCAGGAAUGCCUCAUCCUCGGCCAUUCUGACAAUUGCUGGAUGCCUCCUUCGUUGACACAGUACCAGCAAUCCAAUCCGCCUUUGCCAGCUUUUGGCUUCCAGCAGGGAUGGGUGCGAGGAGCCAUCUCAGAAGGAAGACACACCCUUGGACGGGCCGGUUGCAAGGAGGAUACAGAGAAAGGCCAAGGGGGACCUAGGCCUCAGUUCUACAAUGCCUGUGAUAGACUCUGCACUACUGAAGACCCGGUCAAACUGAUUCCCCUGGCAAACUUCAUACCUCCUGCCCAGGCCGUGCCUGCCUCUGGAAGCAGCACCACUCUGAUCCAUGAGCACCAGCUAUAAAAGGCAUAUCUUGACAAAGCAAGGCUAUUUUGGGCUUUAAACGUGUGAGUGUACAUAGUCACAGCUUAACACAAUUUUUAUUUGUAUGCAAAGCUCCUUAGGUUUGUGGCUAUUGAUGUAUAUAGAAUUCUGAACCCAAGCUGAGAAGCUGAGUUCUUAACAACAAGAGUUAAAAGGAAAUUCAGCUUCCUCACUCGGAAACAAUUAUGCAAACAAACAUCACAAAAUGAAAACAAACAAACAAACAAACAAACAAACCACAAAGGAACGUUGGCAAGAGAAACAAAAAGUGUGUGAUUUCCUCCCUGAAGAGUUGUUCCAAUCAGAUGUUAAGAGUUGGUCUUCUGAGGUAGAAAUGGAACCAUGUUUGGGAGUGAGGUCUACUGCAUGAUGACGGAAGAGAGAAAAUGUCAGAAUGGCUUCUUUUUUGUUUUCAAGUCAUCCGGUCAUCUUGUACAUGAUACAAGCAAACUAUUUAUUAAUAUAUAUUAUGAUGUAAACUUGUAGUUCUGCACAAGGGUAUCUCAACAGGAAAGUCCCCAGAUCUCAUUACGCUGGCUAGAGUUCUAAUGGAGUCGCCUUGUGAAAAGGGAGCUAAAAUAUUGAUAUUCCUCUUGCGGGUCUCAGUGUAACCUGCUUCCACGAUAUCUAGUAUGGUAAAGGGUGGCCUAAAAUAAAUAGAUAAUAAACUGUUCUAUAGAUCUGGAUGCAUGAAAUCACAGUAUUUAACGGAAGGUCAAUAGAGACCAUUGAUGAGCUGAGCUGACAUUUCUUAAAUGAUCUUUCUUUUAAAAGAAAAGAUAACACCUUCAGAAUUUUAUUUAUGAACCUUUUAGGAAAAAAGUCCACUUGGAAGAGGAUUCUUUUGCACAAACUCUACACCGAGGCAGUGGUGGUAUUCAGCCGGUUCUAUACAGUUCGGGCAAACCGGUAGGGGCAACGGUGGGAUGCCCCGCCCACCUGCGUGAACAUCAUGAUGUCCCAUUUUUCCACGUUUUCGAGGCUCUGCGCAUGUGCAGAAGGCCUUGUGCGUGCACACACAUUUGCGAACUGGUAGGGAAAGUAAGUGAAUACCAACCCUGCAUUGAGGCUUCACUUUUCCCCCCACAAUGCCCUGACCUAAAUGCCUCAUGCGGUCCAUGAACCCCCAGAAUCUUCAGACAGAAGUUCCAGAGAUCUCAAUAUAUAUAUAUAUAUAUAAAAUACCAAAUUUAUAUUUCACUGAUAAAGAAAUAAAGGGAGAUUAGUAUAGAUCUAUUUCAAGUUAUUUAGCUCUCAUCAGAGAGCUGCUGGAUUGGAGCUGAAAGGUAAAAGAGAGCAGUAUGCUCCCUCCCACAUGUUGGGGUAGACCAGGUGCCUCGAUAGAAGGGAAGCAGUAUGCUCCCUCCCAUAUAGAACAAUAGAUCUGGCUUUUCAGCAGAUAUUCUAUGCCAGUCAGGGGGAAGCUUGGUAAAAUUCUCCUCUUAAUUUCCAAAACCCACAGUCGGGAUGAGGACUAUCAAGAAACAUAUGCACGCAUUACUUUUAACAUGCAUUCUGUCAGGUCUUCUGGAUGGCUUUGGACUUUUUGCUUAGUUUGGCGUUUUCUGAUAUUGGACACUGCAAAGACCUCUUGAGGAGGAAAAGGUACCUUAACGUAGUAAAAAAGCUAUAUUGUGUCUCUGUCUCCUCCAACGAUGGAGAAUCAAUAGAUGAUGUUGUAUAGUGUUCCUUCGGGAAAACUAUCGCUGAGAAACUAAUGCUGAGCCAAAAGAAGGAAGAGGAAGCCCUCCCCAUAUUCUUAGGGCAUAUUCUUAGACAGGAGAUUCCAGGGACAUAGGCAUUAUCCAAAGCAGAGAGGAGGUAUUCAUUUCCCAAAUGAAUGUUUUCUGAGAAGUUUGGAGUCAUCAAGGAAUAACCAGAUCCGCGGUUAAUAGGAAUAGAUGAGGACGGUUGAAGCUAUCAAACGGACUAGCUGUGAUUACGAACUAUGAUUCGCAAAGAACUUUAAAUAAACUUUACAUCUGGAUCGGUUACGUGAUAUAUUGCAAUAGGGGUAGGGUCACGCCAUGUCACGGAGAGGAAAAACAAAAAACCCUGAAGCAGUUAGAGAAACAUCAGUAAGAGCAACCAAAGACAAAACCCUAACCUGAACGUUUUGCAAUUAAAAAAAGAAAGAAAGACGCAACAUAGCAAAGCAGAGGAAAAAAAAUUGUCCUUUUGGGCAGUCAAAGCAUCAUAGUACAGUCCAAUAUUGUCCACCUUUCUAUCCAUCUUAGAAUAUUGCUCAUAUCACAUGGUAUCCUUCAUUUCGGAGAGAUAAUCUACAAAAAUCUUUCUAACAUGUGUCAUUAUUGUGCAGGCUCUGUUUCAGCAGGUUCUGACCAGUUUUGGAGAACCGGUAGCGGAAAUUCUGAGUAGUUCAGAGAACCGGUAGUAAAAAUUCUGACUGGCCCCACCCCAUCUCUGCCUCCCAGAUGAUCCCAGAUGAUCGGGAAGAAAUGGGGAUUUUGCAGUAUUGUUCCCCUGAAGUGAGGUGAGAAUGGAGAUUUUACAGUAUCCUUCCCUUGCCACGCCCACCAAGCCAUGCCACACCCACCAAGCCACGCCCACAGAACCGGUAGUAAAAAAAUUUGAAACCCACCACUGCUCUGUUUCCAUCUACACUUAACAAAGUUGAGCAGAAACUAGAUAAGUUUCUGGCCCUUCAGGCUGGGCCUUCGCGAUGGCUUCCUAUGGGAUCCAGAAAUCUAAUUUUUAUAUAUUUAUUUUUAAAUUAUAUUGAGAUUUUCCCCCGAGAAAAAAGAAUUCACAGCUACUUGGGGAAGCCAUGGGUGACAGUGGAGACACACGGAUCCAUUCUUUCUUUCACCAGAACCACUUGUUGAGAUGGGUGGCUGUAGAAAUUAAAUCUUGUGAAGAAUGCCCAAAUAGGAUUAAUGCCCCUCAUAAAAUUGAUGUGCAAUCAAUAAUUCUUGUCAGCAACUGGAGCAGUCUUCCAUAUCACUCAAACAAAAUAGUGUAUUGCACGUGGGUGGUAAAUUACAGUUCCCAAUAAAGUAACGCGGGUGAUGUUAAGAUGAAUUGCCCAUUCCUGUAGGUUCGACUUUAUAAAUCCAUACAUUACUCACUAAACUAUUUAGGUAAAGAAACUCUUUUAACUUGCUGAAGGAGACCCAGAAGCAAAUUGCCAAUAUCAAUUUAAAGAAUGAGAGAGCUGGGAAACAGAUGUUCAAUUCAUAUAAUUAGGAGGAGUCCUUGGUGCUCUCUGAGCUUGGUUGUUUUCAUGCAGAUGUUUCAUGACCCAAACUAGGUAACAUCGUCAGGGGUAGUAAAAAGUGGGUUUCCUCUUCAGUUUAUAAUCUAGUGGCUCUAGAACAGGGGUGUCAAACUCGAUUUCAUUGAAGGCCGCAUCAGGGUUGUGUUUGACCUUGGGGGGUGGGUGGGCAAGGGGACAUGGCCAGGGGGAGCAUAGCUAGCUUGACGUCACUCGUGUUGGGGGUGCAUUUGGUGGACCGGGCACUCUGCCAGGAAAAAUGGGCUCCCGAGCUCCGUUUUUGGCUGCCAUGGCCUCCUGCAAUCCUUUGCCAUUGAAAACUCACAAGGCCCUCCCAGGGAUGAAAUGCUACCAGUUCGUUCCGGUUCGGGAAAACCGGUAGUGAUAAAAACAGCUGUGCCACGCGAUCAUCAGAACCUUUUUUAUACUUUUUAAAAGCAUUUUUUUUACUACCGGUUUGGGCGAAUAGGUACUUAAAAUGUUUUUAAAAAGUAAAAAAAAAAAAAAGAGCUGGCCACGCCCACCCAGUCACAUGACCCCACCACCAAGCCACACCCACCAAGCCACACCCACACAACCAGUAGCAAAAAAAAAUGCAUUUCAUCACUGGGCCCUCCCGAGCUCCAUUUUUGCUGGAAAAGGCAUCGCAGGCCAGUCCUUCAUUGUUUCCAGAGCAGCCCCCAUGGACCAAAUCUAAUUUGAAUUUGAGUUUGACACCCCUGCUCUAGAAUAUAAACUGAGAGCAGCAAACCCACUCCUUAUUAGCACUGAUGAUGUUACCUAGUAUGGGUAAUGAAAUGUCAAGCUCAAAGAGCACCAAGGACCCUCCCUCAUUUCAACUCCGAGCCACAAAUAUUCUCCUUUACUGAUGUAAUUAUGAAGCACCUCAUAUUAAAUUAUUCUGUAUGAAUUCAGGGUGACGUCCCAGGAUGGAUUAGACAUAUCACGAUCCCAUCUUUCCAUGCCAUUCCAUUCCAUUCUAUUCCAUUCCAAUCUAUUGGAGUGAAUACUUAGCAAAUUCUAUACCCAUAUUAAAAGCUGCGUUCGUUCCUCCAUUAAACUCACUUAGCCUUCUUUCAUUUUCUCCUUAGCUCUUGAUUCAUGCAAUCUGGUAUUUUCUACAACCAAAUAACCUGUUUCUUUAACGCAGUCAGGUACUUUUCCCAACUCCGACUUUUAACCAUAUAAAGACAAUCAGUGUGAUGGGAAAAGGAAGCAAUAGAUGGUGCUUAGAAUGAACAAGCCAACAAACAAGAACCAACACGAUGGGGAUACCAGGUUGUUUCAUUUUUAAAUGUUACUUAAAAGCUGUAAUUUGUGAAGAAAAAAAAUAUUUGUAUGUACAAUUACUGUAAUAUAAAACUGCUUGUAAAUUUAUAGAAUUUCCCAUUGUCAAAGAUCUCAAUGAAUGCUGAAAAAAAAAAAAAACUUCAUUAUGCACCCAGCAGGUAUAAGUAGCUUUAUAUAUUGUUGUUCCCACUGUUAAUCAAUCCAGAACACGUUUUGCUUAAUGUGUAAAAAAGGAAGAAAAAAAUACAAGAUUUGCUUUCUAUCUUUCUUUUUUUUUUACCUUCUGAUGGUAUUUAAUUCAUAAAUCCACCAGCUAUCAAAUUGUGUAGCUAUUCCUAAUUCCACUAUUUUUUUUUUUAGAUGAGACAUUGGAGCAUUUAAAUUCAGAUGUGUAUAAAUUGUGAAGUACAUGUUAAUCAUGUAGCCUCUGACACAGUCACUCACUGCUAAUUCAAGCACAGUUAAGAGUUUGAUAAAUUAAUCUGGAACUCAUCAAUAUUGACAAACCUUCCCUGAUUUUUAAGGGUUAGAAAGGGUUUGAUCUGCACACCAAGCCUUUUAUUUUGCUUUAAGGAUGGUAUCUACCAUAACUCUAACUGUGCUUGCUUGUGUGUUUGUGUGUGCUUGUGUGCAUAGGGAUCCAUGCUCACAGUAAAGGGUGAAAUAGCAAUAGCACUUAGAUUUAUAACCCGCUUUAUAGUAUAAGCGGUUUACAGAGUCAGCGUACUGCCCCCAACAAUUUUCCUCCUCAUUUUACCCACUUUGGAAGAAUGGAAGGCUGAGUCAACCUUGAGCCUGGUGAGAUUUGAACUGCUAAAUUGCAGGCAGCCGGCACUCAGCAGAAGUAGCCUGCAGUACUGCACUCUAACCACUAAUUGCCCCACCGUGGCUCAAAUAUGCUUUCUUUUGCUUUUUUAAAACUCACCUUGUAAAGGGGAUAAAAUUCAUCCAAGUACAGUUCAUAUCAAUUCCCCUCUUUCCAAAAGGACAUAUCUUAAUCUUAGCCAGUAUGGAGUAACAGGGAUUGGAUUCUAAGCAGACGCUAUUCAAUGAACUCUACAUCAGUUGGUGAACUGACCUUCUUCUUUAUGGUAAAAUCAGAACAUAUAUUCAAAUAUCCCUGAGGAGUGGGUGCAAAAUUCUGAAUACAGACUAACAGAGUUGCAAGGAACCUUUAACAGAUUAAUAGAGUUGGAAGGGACCUUGUAGGUCAUCUAGUCCAUCUCCCCACCCAAGCAGGAGACCCUACAUCAUUUCUGACAAAUGCCAGUCCAAUCUCUUCUUGAAAGCCUCAAGUGAUGAAGCUCCCACAACUUCAGAAGGCAACUUCUGUUCCAUCGAUUGAUUGUUCUCACUUUCAGAAAGUUCCUCUUUAUUUCUAGGUUGAAUCUCUCCUUGGUCAGUUUCCAUCCAUUAUUCCUUGCCUGGCCUUCAGGUGCUUUAGAAAGUAGCUUGACCCCUUCCUCUCUGUGGCAGUCCCUUAAAUAUUGGAACGCUGCUAUCAUGUCUCCCCUGGUCCUUCUCUUCUCUUCACUAGACUAGCCAUGCCCAGUUCCCUGCAACCGUUCAUCAUAUGUUUUAGCCUCCAGUCCCCUAAUCAUCCUGGUUGCUCUCCUCUGCAUUUUUUCUUGGAGGUCUUUUAGUCCAACCUUCUGUUCAAGCAGAAGACCCUAUACCAUUGCAAACAAAUGGCUGUCCAAUCUCACCUUAAAAACCUAAAGGCAAGACUUUCCAUUGAUGGGUUGUUCUAACUGUCAGGAAAUUUCUCUUCAGUUCUAGGUUGUAUCUCUCUUUGAUAAGUUUCCAUCCGUUACUUCUUGUCUUGUCCUCAGGUGCUUUGGAGAAUAGGUCUUUCUGUGACAACCCUUCAAAUGUUGGAAGACUGCUACCAUGUCACCCCCUAGUCCUUCUCUUUGUUAGAGUAGACAUUCCUAGUUCCCUCAACUGUUCAUCAUACGGUUUAGCCUUAAUGAUUUAUUUUUCAGAGUUUGUGCAAUCUAUCAGACACUGACCCUUGCGCAGACAGGAGAAAUCAACAGUCUGUAGAAAAACUUCCUUCCAUUAAAAGAAGAAGAAAAAAACCCCGCUAUCACGAAGAGCACUUGUGUACAUCUAAUCAUAACGGGGGUCUGAGCAAUUCAAACCCUCCCCCCAAAAACAUGCUAUCCAACAAUGCCAACAAACUUUGUUAGUCUGGCGUAUUUGACUUCCCGUGAGCAUAGAGGCUCUGCCUUCUGAAGUCAGGCAUGAAGGUAGCAAGACUUUUAAAUCAUUGAUAUAAAAAAUAUAGCUUUCUUCUAUUCAUUUGUACAGCUGAAGCCUUGGAGUAGUUUUUAGCCAUCCAUCAGAAUUAAGUGGUUCUAUUUCCCAAUGGCGAAUUCAGAGUGCUGCCACGGAAAAUCAAUGCGAAAAAACUUUGGAGUUCACAUGUUUGAAACUCAUCAUGGUGCCUGUUAUGGCUUGCCAUUGUUGAUGAGAAACUUAUCUUGAACUACGUGGCAUAUGGCUAUAAAAACAUCAGUAGAUGUUACAGAUUUUUAUGGCUUAAAAGAAGAAUUUAACAUAUAUCUAAAAUCAUUUCAGGGGGUGGGGGGGAAUAUACAACUGGUCCUCAACGUACGACCACAAUUGAAUCCAAAAAUUUAUGUUGCUAAGGGAGAGUGGUUAAGUGAAUUUUGCCCCAUUUUAUGCCCUUUCUUGUCAUAGUUGUUAAGUGAAUCACUGCAAUUGUUAAAAUGGUAAUUCUGCUGUUCAGUGAAUCUGGCUUCCCCAUUGUCUUUGCUUGUCAGAAGGUUGUAAAAGCCACAUGACCCCAGAACACACACAGACACACACACACAUAUAAAACAAUGUCAUGAUAAGUUCACCAUUGUCUUCAUGAUUCUGUACAAAGGGUGUUGAAUACCUACGAUUGCCCAAUGAACUUUAUUAAAUUUGAAUCCAUCUCACCAUAUACAUAUUGUUACGGUAUACAUUUAUUCCUCUCUCUAGAAAUCAUAGAUUUUAGACUGAUCUGCAAAUCACUCCACACGAUGACUAAGAACUUGACUAAGUUCUUAGUCAGGACUAAGAGAUGACUAAGAGGUUGCAGGGCACUCUUUAACUAAGAAGAUGUGAUUUAAUCAAAUAAAGCCACAACUGCUCAGAAACUACCCCAUUCAAUUUUAGGAAGAUUAAAAAAAAAAAAAAAGCAGAAGAGAAAUCCAUGUUAUUUAAAUAGCUGUCUCUUUGCUAAAUAGCCAGAAGUGUGUAAAAAUGUAUGUUGUAACAACAAAUAGGCCCUUUUAGCUUAAGAAGGUAGAAAGUUGUUGUUAGUCCAUCAAGUUCAUUGUUUUUUCUCUCCAAUGGCUGGAAUAGAUCUCUCCGAGACCUUUUCCAUUACUUGAUAGUAAGAAUUUUUAGAAGUGGUGAUAUGACAGUAUGGUCCUAAGACUUUCUAAACAAGCAUGUAGUAUAUUACUUAAUAAGAACAUGGAGAACUUUGGCUAGCUGAUAAUGAAUGUGACGCUACUUAAGUUGAACUCAAGUUGUGCAUUCAGACGUCGCUCCCUGUUGAUGUUCAUCACAUGUUUAAAAAAAUGUAUUAUUGAAAAUAAUCUGUAAAUCCCCUUAUAUUAUGAUAUAUUGCCUAUUAAUACCUGUACAUUAAGAGCAAUGCAUAUUAAUAUACAUAGAAACCUUCAUGUAACUGGGCAACCAAACUACUCUCAGUAUUCAAAUAGCACUCAUUCUCCUGCCUUUUUUUGAUGUUCCGAUUGUCGUCAUUGUUUCAUCGUACUAUGGAUCCAUUGGGAAUUUGGCAGCUAAGUGUUCAGACUUUUAUUACUUUGCAUUGCUUCUCUCUUUGCCUUGGAAAUUCCUGUACACAUUUGGAAGAAGAGUAAAGUAAAUUUUUAUUAUUUACUCAUGCUAUUUGGUUAGUUGCUGGGCAGGAGAGGAAACUGUAUGCAUUGUACAACAAACUAAACCUCACAUCAUGCAAACUGCAUGCAUUCCCAUGCAAGCGAGUGGUAUGUACACUUGCAUUUAGGACGGACACUAUGUAUGAAUUGCCCACCAAAGAAAGUUGUGCGUAUGUGUGAGUGAGUGAGUGAGUGAGUGAGUGAGUAUAUGUCAGCCGAGAGCGACUUAGUGCCACCUUUUCACUUAUUCAUUUCUUCUCUUCUAAUUGGGAACAGAUAGAGAAAGAGGAAAAGAUUCCAUCUUAUGAACAAAGUGUCAUAUUAAUAUUUUUUUUUGAAGCAUAUGUAAGGGAAAAAACACACAUCCAAUUAAGACAGAAAGACUCCAUUUAUUUUAGUUGACUCAUAAGUCCAUGAGCCUCACUUGAUUUAUUCUGCUUAUUUGUUAGAAGAAUCUAUGAAGUCUGUUUCUGUAAAAUGCUGUCAAAACUGCAUCUAUUUAAGGGUGAAUUUGUGGCAUUCGCCGCAAAUCGUGGACAAGCCUGUACUAAUUGACAAAUAGCGCUAAAGCAAGGGAAGAUUAUUCUCACCUUUGAUUCUUCGCGCCCAUUUUAUUUUGUUUUAAAGACCGUCUUUAAAAAAUGGACUAAAGAAAUGUCCCUUCCUUUCCGAAGGAGCUUCCUUCUGAACUGCGAAGAAUCUCCUGCAGAAAAGAAAAGCAAUAGGAAUCCAAAAAGACACCAGACUAUUUGGUGGCUUGACGAUGAGAUUUAAUUUAAUUGGAAAAAAAAAAAAAAAAGCACAAAACUCAGAAUCUUGAUAAUCUCUUGAUUGUGUUGUGCUACUCCACCUCCCAGCAAUUAUUUUUAAUUAUUGUCUUCCUUGAAUCCAAAUCAAUUUAAUAUAUUUUGGAACCUGUGUAAUGUUUAAGACAUUAUUAAAGUUGGGGGAUGAGGCAGGGGGGAAAUGUAAUAUUUUAGCACUCCAUUCCACAACGCACUGUGUACCUUAACAAAAAAUAUGUGAUGAAUUGAUAAAAGGAGGUUUUUUUUUCUUCCCCACCAACCUUUAAGGGUUCAGAGGGUAAGGAAACAUUUGUGUACUGAAAUUACCAUGAGUUUUAUAACAAACUUAUCCCUAUGCAAUCAAAGAUCCUUUAAAAAAAAAAAACUACUACUUUGGAAUUGGUGCUCAUCAGAUUAUGGUCUGGUCUCCUCACUUUAAAACGAUGAGUUGGGUUUUGUGAUCGUUUCAUAGGUCAAAGAAACCGUUUGGCAAACACGAAAAGAAGGAAAUGAUGCAUAUCUCAUGUUAACCCUAAGCCAGAAAGAUAAUUGAAAACCUUUUUUGUAAAUAUCUGUAUUUGAGUUCGUACUUCAGGGAGAAUUUUUUUUUUCCUCACUUUGUGGCAUACUAAAGGAUUUGAAAGUGAUUAAGUCUGUGUAUUUGUAUUUAAACCUACCCUAAUCAACACUCUAGUAUCAGGCUAUGGACACAUCAUAUGCUCUUAAGUCCAAUAGCACUGGAAAUCCAGUUAAACCCCUGUAGUUCUCUUUCAGGUUAUGUACAGCAUGUUGUCUUGUUAAUUAAGCUGCUUAUUAAUAAAAUUAGAGCCACAAAAACA